Chrysochloris asiatica (Cape golden mole) is the source of this 468-nucleotide messenger RNA. Its product is annotated as lithostathine-1-alpha-like. Bases 1 to 468 code for a protein of 155 amino acids. The record is from RefSeq and is a predicted model, not a curated record. NCBI's taxonomy places the organism in Eukaryota, Metazoa, Chordata, Mammalia, Afrosoricida, Chrysochloridae. The transcript is spliced from 4 exons.
AUGGCACGUGCAAACUCAUGCUUGAUUCUGAGAUCCUGCCUGAUGUUCCUGUCUCUGAGCCAAGGCCAAGAGGCCCAGACAGAACUGGCCUCUGCAUGGAUCCAAUGCCCAGAAGGCACCAGUGUCUAUGGCUCCUACUGUUACUACUUUAACCACUACCAGGAGACCUGGAUUGAUGCAGACCUCUCCUGCCAGAACAUGCCUACAGGGCACUUGGUGUCUGUGCUCAACCAGGCUGAGGCCAAUUUUGAUGCUUCACUGAUUAAACAGAGUAGCAUUGACAACUGCUCCAUGACCCCAAAAAGGAGAGUCUUCUGUCUCUUUCUUUCCCAUAUUCACAGAUUUGUGAGAAGAGCAGAAAGUAUGAUGGCCACUGCUGGUGCUAGAGCAGUGGAUCUCUGGUAUCGUACAAAGCCUGGGAAAAUGGAGCCCCAAGUAGUGACAAAGCCGGCUACUGUGUCAACCUGA